Molecule: messenger RNA, 594 nt
Organism: Diaporthe batatas
Lineage: Eukaryota; Fungi; Ascomycota; Sordariomycetes; Diaporthales; Diaporthaceae
Exons: 1
Coding region: 1-594 (197 amino acids)
Molecular function (GO): acetylpyruvate hydrolase activity
Source: RefSeq, a predicted model, not a curated record
AUGGCGCUACCUUCGCACCCGACCGUGUUCAGCAAGCCCCCCGACGCCCUCAACGGGCCAUUCUCCCAUGUGGUCAUCAACCCUUCCUGCCCGAACCUGGACUACGAGGGCGAGCUAGUCAUUGUGGUGGGCCAGGACUGCAAGAACCUGGCUAGCCGGGAGGAGGCUGUUGACAAGAUCCUGGGCUACACUGUGGGCAACGAUGUCAGCAGCCGCUGGUGGCAGAUGCCGCAGCAGGGCGGCAGCACUGGUUUUGCCAAGGGGUUCGAUGGCUUCGCGCCGAUCGGACCCGUGAUCGCUGCGCCUAAGGCGGUUGGCGGGCACGACGACGACGGGAUCAAAAGCCAGACGAUGAUAACAAGGGUUAAUGGCGAGGAGAGGCAGCGGGCGAGGAUGGACGAUUUGUUGUUUGAUGCGGCCGCUCUGCUCAUGCAUCUGUCAACUGCAGUCACUGUGCGUGCUGGGACACUGAUUAUGACCGGUACGCCUAGUGGUGUUGGAUUUUUCAUGAAGCCCCAAACGUGGUUGGAAAAGGGUGAUGUUGUUGAGGUCAGUAUUUCUGGGAUCGGCACUAUUCGGAACAAGUUCGAGUAG